AUGGCUUCUAUUAUCUUCAAAGAUACUCACACCGUAGUACCGGCUGAACAAACAUGGACCGGCCGGUUUCCAUUAGCCGAAUGGGAUCAAGUUGGUACAAUAACUCACGUUCCAACCGUUUACUUCUAUGACAAGCCAUCUGAAUCAUUCCAAGGCAAUGUAGUCGAAACCCUUAAAAACUCAUUGAGCCGUGCGCUUGUACAUUUUUACCCUAUGGCCGGACGUCUCAGGUGGCUACCACGGGGCCGGUUCGAGCUCAAUUGUAACACCGCUGGAGUGACGUUCAUCGAAGCGGAAUCCGAGGCCGUGCUUACUGAUUUCAACGACUACUCUCCGACCCCGGAAUUCGAGAAACUUAUGCCGCAAGUAAACUAUAAAAACCCUAUCGAAACGAUUCCUCUCGUUUUAGCACAGCUCACUACAUUAAAAUGCGGAGGAUUAAGCCUUGGCGUCAACAUUUCGCACGCAGUUGUCGAUGGCCAAAGCGCGCUUCACUUCUUGUCUGAAUGGGGAAGAAUCGCACGCGGCGAGCCAAUAGAAAUCGUCCCGUUUCUCGACCGGAAAAUACUCUGGGCUGGUAAACCGCUUCCGCCAUUUGCCUCGCCCCCGCGGUUCGACCACAAAGAAUUUGAACAGCCGCCGUUAUUGAUCGGAGAAACAGACAAUGUAGAAGAAAGAAAGAAGAAAACGACCGUGGUGAUGCUAAAACUGAGCAAAUCUCAGCUUGAGAAGCUUAAAAGCAGAGUGAACACGAGCAAAUACGCUGAUCCAGCGAGAGGGUUUACACGGUACGAGACGGUCACGGGUCACGUGUGGAGGUGCGCGUGUAAAGCACGUGGUCACUCGCCGGAGCAACCCACGGCUCUAGGAAUCUGUGUAGAUAUUCGUAAUCGGAUGCAGCCACCUCUGCCACCUGGCUACUUCGGCAAUGCCACUCUUGAUGUGGUCGCAGCAAGCACCUCAGGUGAAUUGAUAUCGAAUGAGUUGGGUUUCGCGGCGGAAAAAAUCAGUAAAGCCAUAAAGAAUGUGACAAACGAGUACGUGAUGAUUGGGAUUGAGUAUCUAAAGAACCAAGAUGACCUGAAGAAGUUUCAAGAUCUACAUGCCUUGGGUAGCACGGAAGGUCCAUUCUAUGGAAACCCUAAUCUUGGAUUAGUGAGCUGGUUAACUCUCCCCAUGUACGGCCUUGAUUUUGGAUGGGGCAAGGAGGUUUACAUGGGACCUGGCACGCAUGACUUCGACGGCGACUCACUGCUAUUGACGAAUCAAAAUGAAGUUGGCUCGGUGAUUCUCGCCACGUGUCUACAAGUGGCUCACAUGGAGGCCUUCAAGAAACACUUUUAUGAAGAUAUCUAG
Arabis nemorensis is the source of this 1356-nucleotide messenger RNA. NCBI's taxonomy places the organism in Eukaryota, Viridiplantae, Streptophyta, Magnoliopsida, Brassicales, Brassicaceae. The record is from the annotation of a GenBank genome assembly.